GCCGCCUUGCAAGAAGGGAGCGAAGGCGUGGUAGGCGUACCCAGCCGGCAGAGGAGGCUGUAGCGGCGGCGUUGGGAAGUAUGGACAACGCAGGGAAGGAGCGCGAGGCAGUCCAGCUGAUGGCGGAUGCCGAAAAGCGACUUAAGGCCUCCCACUCCUUCCUCCGGGGGCUGUUUGGAGGAAACACGAGAAUAGAAGAGGCUUGUGAAAUGUACACCAGAGCUGCAAAUAUGUUCAAGAUGGCUAAAAAUUGGAGUGCUGCAGGAAAUGCAUUUUGUCAGGCAGCCAAACUCCAUAUGCAGCUUCAGAGCAAACAUGAUUCUGCCACCAGCUUUGUGGAUGCUGGGAAUGCUUACAAAAAGGCAGACCCUCACGAGGCUAUCAACUGCUUAAAUGCAGCCAUCGACAUUUACACAGACAUGGGAAGGUUUACAAUCGCAGCCAAACACCACAUCACUAUUGCUGAGAUUUAUGAGACUGAACUUGUAGACAUCGAGAAGGCUAUUGCACAUUAUGAACAAUCGGCUGAUUAUUACAAAGGAGAAGAAUCCAACAGUUCAGCUAACAAGUGUCUGCUGAAGGUGGCAGCAUAUGCUGCCCAGCUUGAGCAAUACCAGAAAGCCAUCGAGAUCUACGAGCAGGUUGGGGCAAACACCAUGGAUAAUCCCCUGUUGAAGUACAGUGCAAAGGAUUACUUCUUUAAAGCAGCCCUCUGUCACUUCAUAGUCGAUGAGUUGAAUGCCAAGCUUGCUCUUGAGAAAUAUGAGGAAAUGUUUCCAGCAUUUACUGAUUCAAGAGAAUGUAAAUUAUUGAAAAAACUUCUAGAAGCUCAUGAAGAACAGAACAGUGAAGCUUACACUGAAGCAGUGAAGGAAUUUGACUCAAUAUCACGCUUGGAUCAGUGGCUGACUACCAUGUUGCUUCGUAUCAAAAAGUCCAUCCAAGGGGAUGGAGAAGGAGACGGAGACCUAAAGUGAAACCUUUAUGUGUCUUUGUGGCAUGCGGCUAACUCCUUUUUAGUUCCUCUUAGGGCCACGUGAUCUUUAUGGGAUGCCCAUUUAAUGGCUUAGUUUUGUUGCACAUGAACUAAACAAUGCGUGUGUGUUCGCCGUGUUUAUAUCCCUGUUAAGCAAAUGGAUAAAAGAAUCUCCCGUGCAUAUUGUGGGUGUGAGCGGCUAUUUCAUGCUUGCCCGAGUCCCCAGAGUUUUCUGAGUACUGCUUCAGAAUUUUAUUCUUGUUUGAUAUUUGCAGUCAUGUUUAAUUUUGCCACAUAUUCUGUCCUUUUUCUUGGACUUGAGAAUCUAACCCGGUUUGCUCUAAUCGAUGCUUUGCAUACUCUGUGAAUUUGCAUCUGGAUGUAUUCUCUAAGUGUAUGUGUUUAGUUUAGGGUGGUUGUGAGGAAUCAGUUCAUGACUUUCCUUAUUGUAAAUUUGUUGUUGUUAUCUUGUGA
Molecule: messenger RNA, 1450 nt
Organism: Pipistrellus kuhlii (Kuhl's pipistrelle)
Lineage: Eukaryota; Metazoa; Chordata; Mammalia; Chiroptera; Vespertilionidae
Gene: NAPB
Product: NSF attachment protein beta
Exons: 11
Coding region: 81-977 (298 amino acids)
Biological process (GO): intracellular protein transport; synaptic transmission, glutamatergic; regulation of synaptic vesicle priming
Cellular component (GO): synaptobrevin 2-SNAP-25-syntaxin-1a complex; vacuolar membrane; terminal bouton
Molecular function (GO): soluble NSF attachment protein activity; syntaxin binding
Source: RefSeq, a predicted model, not a curated record